This is a messenger RNA of Nerophis ophidion (straightnose pipefish), 5122 nucleotides long. It is a transcript of the gene nbr1b, whose product is annotated as NBR1 autophagy cargo receptor b. Gene Ontology annotation, cellular component: phagophore assembly site. NCBI's taxonomy places the organism in Eukaryota, Metazoa, Chordata, Actinopteri, Syngnathiformes, Syngnathidae. Gene Ontology annotation, molecular function: ubiquitin binding. The coding region runs from base 112 to 3060 and encodes 982 amino acids. Gene Ontology annotation, biological process: macroautophagy. The record is from RefSeq and is a predicted model, not a curated record. The transcript is spliced from 23 exons.
AGAGAGUGGGCGUGUCUAUGAUGCUGAUGUAAACACAGAAUAUAGCAGCGAGAUUGACCUCCAUCCUGCCUGGCGAUUUUUGUGACGAAUACGUUUUAAUGUGCGGACAUCAUGGAUUCAUACAUCAACGUCAAACUCAACUUCAGGGGUAAUUCUAAGAAUUUCCUCCUGUCGGGGACGGAGACCAAGAGCUGGGACUCGAUGGAGGCCAUGGUGAAGCGCUCCUUCAGCUUGUGCAGUCUUCAGCUCACUUACUUUGAUGAGGAGAACGAGGAGGUGUCCAUCAACAGCCAAGCGGAGUAUGAAGAAGCACUCAAGAGUGCAUCCAGACAGGGUCAUCGUCUGCACAUGAACGUGUAUGAGACCAGGGGCCACACAGUGAGGGGGUCUAGUACUAAGACCAGUACUGCAGAAGCAAAGAGAGGGUUCAGACCCCCACAGAACUGUCCCACUAUCACACACCUGGUCACUCGCAAGAUCCAGGCUGCAGUGCCAGAGCAAGGACUGGUGAUGAUGAAAGGUACCAAAGAAGAAGACAAGACUCCACCUGCCUGGUUUACUUCCUACAUGGAGAAGUUUAAAGACCAGGUGGUGCGCGAGGCUGUGGAGAAGAUCUGCAGAGAGUUUUCUGGACAGUGUUGUAUCCACAAGCCUCUGAGUGGAGGAGCUGAGGGAGGAGCAUCCACCCAGGUGAUACCUGAGGUGUCUUCUUCUACCCUGCCUGGAUCGCCGUCCUCCUCCACCCCUCCUUGCUCCUCAUGCAGGGGGCAGACCACAGGUGGAGGCUACCAAUGCAGUGUGUGUACAUCUUGUACUCUGUGUGAGCCUUGCAGUUUCUCUCAUGACCCCAGUCACAAUUUGGUGAGGGCCAGAACUCCCCUCUCCAUCCCCGAACAUGGAUCACCUGCCCCCGACCACAACAGGUUCUACAGGCGGGGAGACCGCAGCUUCCGUAAGGCCGAGAAGCAGCGUCUCAAAGCAGAAAAACGUUUGUUGAAGGCCGAGGUCAAGGAGAUCCGUAAACAGUUACGGAUGGAGAGGCGUGGCCUACAGUGGAGCUCCUCCCACCAUGAUGCCACUUCUUCGCCUGUCCUCCUUCAGCCUCGCGCCACACAGCACAACAGCCCCGAGAGACCAAAGCGUCCAUGUCCUCUGAUGGUUCCUGCCAUGACAGCCACAUUUCUGGAUGAGAACCUUCCUGAUGGCACCCGCCUGCGUCCUGGGACCAAGUUCAUCAAGUACUGGAAGAUGAGGAACACUGGAACUAUGAGCUGGAGCGCUGACACCAAGCUGAAAUUCAUGUGGGGAAACCUGGCUGUGGGAUCUGGAGAUCGUUGGAGAGAAGUGUCUGUUCCCUUUCUCCAGCCUGGACAGGUUGGCAUCGUGAGUGUGGCCCUAUGCGCUCCCUCGGUGGACGGUUCCUACACCUCCCACUGGCGUCUGGCCCAUGCUGGAGAGCAGUUUGGACCCAGAGUCUGGUGCAGCAUCUUAGUGGACCCUUUGGCCCCUGCCCCCAUGCUGGCUGACGGGAUCCUGGUAUCUCCUUGUGUUACACCACAGGGUAAGAACCCAGUACCAAAGGAUGGAAAAGCAGGUACAGCAUGGAGAAAGUCUGUGGACAGUGGAGAAGAGUACUUCAUCCCCUCUGUGGACCUGCUCACUGCACAGGAUCUUCUCUCUUUUGAGUUGUUGGACAUCAACAUUGUUCAAGAGUUGGAGAGUGCCCCAAAUAACACUCCUACAGACGGGACUCCUUGCAUCUCACCUCUUCCUCAAGAUGGUUACCUGCAGGACAAAGUCAGCCCUUCUCUGGGGCUGAUCCAAGAAGAGACGGAGAUGAGCAUCAUGGACGUCCCUGGUGAGGUGGCUGCUGGUGUGGAUGACAGCGGCGUGCCAGCACAAGAGGAGGGCGAGGAGGACAUCAGUGGCACUCAGUUUGUCUGUGAGACGGUGAUUCGCUCCAUGGCCUUGGAGGAGGCCCCUGAUGGCCCCCCGAUGAGAGCAGUACUACGUGGCAGCCAUGACCUUCUGGACAGAGACACUGGGGGCAGCGGCCAAAAGUCGUCCCUGCCGUCUCCUCUUAAAGCCUACCUACCUGCUCCCCAGUCUACAGCCCAGGUGGCCGGUCCCAGCUCAGUGCCAGUACCACUCCACACUCCAACCACCCCUCUGGAGUGCAGCACAAAAGCUGAAGGCGAGGGUCCGACAUGCAGUGUGCCGCCCACAGGAAGGCAAAAUGAGAAAGAAAUAGACAUCAACAAAGGCAGGGGAAAAGAGGAAGGAAGGAGGAGUCGCUCAUCUUCCACCUCCUCUGAGGAUUACAUCAUCAUUCUUCCUGACUGCUUUGACACCAGCCGGCCACUAGGGGAGUCCAUGUACAGCUCUGCUCUCUCACAACCUGGGGAGAUCCCAGCCAGCAACCCUCAAGAGCCAGAAGCCCAGACCUCAGAACUUGCGGGGAGCAACCCCCAGGAAGAAGAUGCGCAUGAGUCCACAGUUCCAGAGAUGGAUUCGGAGACGUUGGGCAAAAGCAGUGCUAACGACAUGCUUUGCACAUCUCAGACACUUGAUGAUGAGCCGCUGACACCUGAGGUGCUGAUGCCGCCUACAGCCGUUCUUACACCGAGCCCAGACGGUUUUGGAAAAGCAGCAGGAGAAGAAGGUGCAGCUGAGGAAGAAACAGAGGAGUGUGAACUUUAUCAAACUCAUGAUAUAUUUAGUGUGGAAAAAAAAGAGUCGGAUGUUUCUCAAGCCACAGCAGACUCUGAUGAAGACACCACUGAGGACCCCAGGCAUGCAGGUGUGACCAGUGACCUGGUCAAAGGAGCUCUGUCGGUCGCCGCCUCCGCCUACAAAGCUCUAUUCACUGGACAAGGCCCCACUCAGCCCCCAGUGGACCAGUGGACCCAGGACACCAUGAUGGCCGUGCUGCUGGAGAUGGGCUUUGGGGACCGGCCCCUGAACCAGCGCCUGCUGCACCAACACCAGUACCACCUGUUGGACGUGGUCAACGAGCUGGUGCAGUUGACUGACAGUGACUGCUACUCCACACCUUACUGACACCACACAGGUGUGACACAGGUCUGACGCAGGUGUGACACAGGUGUGACGCAGGUGUAGUCACAACCUUAUUCCAAAAUGGAAGACUUUGGUUUUUGUCCUGGUAAUGACCAUGUGAAAAGUUGUUUUAAUUGUUGCAAAUGUAGAAAAACUCAAAAAGGACAUGUGUUCAGAUCUUCUGCUCAGUACUUAGUCAAUGCACCUUUGGCGGCAAGUCUUUUUGAAAAACCUUGGCACACCUAUCUUUGGGCAUUUUCUCUCUUUCCUCUUUGCAGCACCUCUCAAAAUCCAUCAGGUUGGAUUAAGUUUUGGUUUUCAUGUAGGAUGUCUCUGUACAUUGCUGCAUUCGUCUUUCCCUCCAUCCUGAGUACUCUAACAGUUCCAGGCUCUGAAAAGCAACCCCAGAGCAUGAUGCUGCCUGCCACCAGCAUGCUUGACUGUAGAGAUGGUAUUGGAUCUGGUUUCCUCCAAACAUCCACGCCAAAGACUUCAAUCUGUGUCUCAACAGACCAGAGGAUUUAGUUCCUCCUGGUCUGAGAGUCUUUCAGGUGCAAACUUUUGACCAAGAAAUGUCUUCCGUCUGGGCGUGAUUGGUGGAUUUUCCUUUUGGAAGGUUCUCCUCUCUCCACAGAGGAAAGCUGUUGCUCUGACAGAGUGACCAUGGUCUUGGUCACCUCCCUGACUAGGGUCCUCCUCCCCUGAUCACUCAGCUCUAGGAAGAGUCCUGGUGGUUCCAAACUUCUUCCAUUUUUGGAUGACGGAGAUCGCUGUGCUCAUUGGGAUCUUCAAGGCCGCAGAUCUGUACCUGAGGUCUACAGCCCGUUCCUUUGACCUUCUUUUUGGUUUGUGCUCUGCAUGGGACCUUAAAUAUAGACAGCUGUGUCCGACCAACAGAAUUUAGCACAAGUUGACUCCACUGACGCUGUAAGAACAUCUCAAUGAGGACCUGUUGCACAUUUUCAGCUUCAAGGGCCAGGCUGUGAAUAUUAAUGUAAUUUCUUACUUGUUUAUUUACAUUUGCAAUAAAAAAAACCUUUUCACAUUGUCAUGAUGGGGUAUCGUGUGUAGAAUUUUGAGGACAAAAAUGAAUGUGUUCCUUUUUGGACAUAUAUGUGAAAAUGUGGGGAAAGUGAAGCAAGGCCAAUACGUUAUCAUGGGGGUUUCAGGAGGGGUCCAAGCACCAAUACUUUAUCAUGGGGGUCUCAGCAGGGGUCCAAGCACCAAUACGUUAUCAUGGGGGUCUUAGCAGGGGUCAUCUAAACACCAAUACGUUACAUGGGUGUCUCAGCAGGGGUCCAAGCACUUUUCAGUGCCUCUUGUCUUGAAACGCUUCCCUGAAGUACUUUUUUUUAUUUUUUUUUACUUCUUUUUUUCUUCACUCCACUUACUUCAGAAAGACACACAGACUCGCACACACACAGAUACACACACUAGGUGUAUUCAUUGUACACAAAAAAAUGACUUUACUUCAAUGAACUUAUUGCUGAUGAAUUUGAUUUGAAAGUGUUUAUUAUUUCUGAUUUGUUUUGUAGUAAACAUUCUGGUAGUGACGUCUGUGGAAACAACACAAUCAUUUUGGUACAAAGAAGUCUUAUUUGUAAAAGCACUUUAUGUAUUACACUAUAUGUAAUAUGUAUUACACUGUAUGUAAUACUGUAUGUAGUAUUACACUGUAUGUAAUACUGUAUGUAGUAUUACACUGUAUGUAAUAUGUUAGUAUUACAUACAUAUGUAGUAUUACACUGUAUGUAAUAUAUAGUAUUACACUGUAUGUAAUAUGUAGUAUUACACUGUAUGUAAUAUGUAUUACUUUAUGUUGUGGGGAACGUGUUGUGUUCUGUCUAAUAUUUAUUGACUUUAUUUAAUGAUGCUGACAAAUAAUCCUAGUAAGUAAUCAUAAUAAUGAGUUAUUAGUAAUCACAAUAAAAAGUUAUUACUAAUCACAAUAGAGUUAUUAGUAAUCACAAUAAAUAGUUAUUACUAAUCACAAUAAAGAGUUAUUACACUGAAUGAUAACAAAUGGAAUGAAUGGCACACUCCUAAUAAAAUACUACUGACUAUA